CCCCGCAGCUUCCCCCGGUGGCGGCGGCCUGGAGGAGCCGCGCAGCCGCCGCCCCGCGAGCCGCGCAACCGCCGCCGCCCCGCGGGGAAGAUGAGGGCGGAGGGCGCCGACCACUCGAUGAUCAACCUGUCGGUGCAGCAGGUCCUGAGCCUCUGGGCCCAUGGCACGGUGCUGAGGAACCUUACGGAGAUGUGGUACUGGAUCUUCCUCUGGGCUCUCUUCUCCUCUCUGUUUGUCCACGGUGCUGCGGGCGUGCUGAUGUUUGUGAUGCUACAGAGGCACAGGCAGGGGAGAGUGAUCUCUGUUAUUGCCAUCAGCAUCGGGUUUCUGGCUUCGGUAACUGGAGCAAUGAUUACUAGUGCAGCGGUGGCGGGCAUCUACAGAGUGGCUGGAAAGAACAUGGCCCCCCUGGAAGCGCUGGUGUGGGGUGUGGGGCAGACUGUAUUGACUCUGAUCAUCUCCUUUUCAAGGAUCCUCGCCACACUUUGAGGCUUCUGAGAGAAUGUCUACUUUACAAAAGGAAAUGGAUGUACAGGUUCCCUGGGAAUGGCGUUGUCAACCAGCGGAAAGGAAAUUGUACAUGUGUGGACCUAGCAAGUCAAAACCUAGGGAAGGCCUUGAGCAUACUGCAUGGAAAGUCUGCCCUCUGGUGCCCAAGUGAUUGCACUACUGCACUGCACCUUACGUGCCUCUGUCCCAGGCAAGGUGCACCUAGACACUAUGUGAAGCUGCAAGAAAAAGCACCUUGUUUAGCUGCCAAUCAGGUUGACAUUGGUGUUGAAAUCAUUGUUCUAAACAGUGUGGUGUUAAGUUACAGGGACAUUUUGAGAAAAUGAUAUAUGUGCCAAACUUUCCUUUUUGUUAUCAUUGAUCAUGUGACAGUUUGCAAGUGUAGAUGUAGAUGAGUGCUGUGAGUAUACUUGACAUGGAUUCAAGUAAUAUUGUCAGAUUUCUGUUUUGUACUGCUAACUCCCAUAUGAAUGCUAAAUACUGAGUCUUAAUACAAAAGGAAACGUUUGGUUUUAAUGCUGAGUGUUUCUGGGACUCAGGGCUUUAAUAUGUUUAGGUGUUAUUAUUAUUUUAUUUAUGUGAAAAAUAAUAGUCUUUUAAUGGAAGACUAGCUAAACUGGUUGAAGGACUCAAAGUAGACCUGUAGGGUGCAUACUUUUCAGGAACUUAACACCCUUUUAAUAGUUUCCCUCAAAAGUAAUAUUCUAUUUACAUGAAUUUACUUUAUGGGUCACACACAUUGUCACUUGUGUGUCAUAAAAAUAUAAUUUGAAUUUUUCUUAUAAAUUUUGUAAGGAAAGAGUCUGAAAUGCAUGUUGCGUUCUUCAACCCUUCUAAAGAAAGUUUUUGCCUUGUAUCUCAUGGAGAACAUGACUUUAUAAUUAGUAUCGCAGUGGGGUCAUGUCACGUGUUGUAUAUAUCUUGACAAACAAUCUUGCAUUCUGGAGUACUUAGAGAGUGCCUAAAUUAGGCUCUGGAAAUUUUUUUAAAAGCCUCAUUUUAUAGAUAUGUAACAAGUAAGUUACAUAGGAAGAAUAAGAAACAGCUUACUUUGUAUAUGUGGCAGUGUUAUAGUCAUGCUAAGUAAAGAUGGGAAUAGAGUAAAUGAUUUUAAAAGCCGGCAGUUAGUAUGAGUGUAUCAACAUAGCACAGAACCGUCAUCUGAGGGAUUCAUUUCAGGUUCUAGUUCUUAUAAAUUGGUAUGAUUUUAGUUUGUGUUUAUAAAUUAUUAUUUAAGUUAAAUAGAACCUUUGAUGACAUCUAUUAAAAGUGGAAAUGCCCUUUUAUUUAAAAACCUUUUAGGAGGUAUAGACAAUACAGUUAUUUGUUAAGAAUUUUAGAAGCUGAUAAAACAUAGACCCUGGUUGAAUUGAAUAUUUGGUGGAUUGGUAGAGGGAGGUAACCAGGUGGGAUUAUAAAUGUGCU
Messenger RNA from Nannospalax galili (Upper Galilee mountains blind mole rat), 1935 nucleotides. It is a transcript of the gene Tmem170b, whose product is annotated as transmembrane protein 170B. The record is from RefSeq and is a predicted model, not a curated record. The coding region runs from base 91 to 489 and encodes 132 amino acids. The transcript has 3 exons. Lineage: Eukaryota; Metazoa; Chordata; Mammalia; Rodentia; Spalacidae. Gene Ontology annotation, cellular component: plasma membrane. Gene Ontology annotation, biological process: negative regulation of canonical Wnt signaling pathway.